Molecule: messenger RNA, 180 nt
Organism: Paramuricea clavata
Lineage: Eukaryota; Metazoa; Cnidaria; Anthozoa; Malacalcyonacea; Plexauridae
Source: the annotation of a GenBank genome assembly
AUCUUCUGCAGAAUUAUUUUCUUCUUGUGUUGGCAUUGCAACGCAAUGCCCACACUUACAACACUCUGGAACGUUUUUAUCAUCAAGAAGGGGUUGGUGGCUCUAGUCCAUCCCCAGCAGAAAUUUAUAGUCAUGACAUCCUGGAAACGUCUUUGGAUAAUUCUACGCUGUUGGGUGAUG